Messenger RNA from Phytophthora infestans T30-4, 790 nucleotides. RefSeq lists its product as uncharacterized. The record is from RefSeq and is a predicted model, not a curated record. The transcript has a single exon. The coding region runs from base 19 to 690 and encodes 223 amino acids. Lineage: Eukaryota; Oomycota; Peronosporomycetes; Peronosporales; Peronosporaceae.
CGCCUUCAAAUUGACAAGAUGGUGAGCGCCCUGCACUAUUCCGCGCUUCUGGCUCUUGGCGUCACUGCCACGUCGGCCGGUCAGACUUACUUCCAGGGCGAUGGCACGCCGUACGACCUCAGCGCUGUGGACAUGGGUAACUGCGCCUUCAUGUCGUCCUGGAGUCAGGCAUCAACCAAUUACGUGGCCUUGAACCAGGCGCAAUGGGAUGGCCUAAAGCACUGCGGGCAGUGCAUUGAAGCCACGUGCAUCGACCCAAAGUGUAAGAAGAACACAGCCGUAACGCUGCAAGUCGUGGAUCGCUGCCCGGGAUGCAAGUACGGCGACCUGGACAUGUCCACCAGCGCUCUGACCAAGAUCGUCGGCUACAACCCCGGGCGCAUCAAAAUCGGCUGGAAGUACGUGGACUGUCCCAAUCCGGGCACCAUCAAAGUGUGCCUUAAGCAGGGAAGCAACCCGUGGUGGGUCGCUAUUCAGCCCGCGAACACUCGUAUUGCUGUCAAGGGUGUGUCGAUCAAUGGCAAGACCGGCAAGCUGCUGGAUGGGGCCUACUACUACCAGAUCGAUAGCGCCGACGAGGUGUCGUUUAACAAGCUCAAGGUGGACGUCACUUCCGUCGAAGGGGACGUUGUCUCGGGCACGUACUCUAUGAAGGUGGGCGGGUGUGUCGACACGAAGAAACAGUUCUAAAGGGAUAAUCUCCAAACUUGAGGGGUGGCAGUGCGAGCCCUUGUAGCUCGGCUACCUACAACUAUGACGUAAAAAAUAUUAUCUGUUUCGUUUUACUGUU